Molecule: messenger RNA, 756 nt
Organism: Gekko japonicus
Lineage: Eukaryota; Metazoa; Chordata; Lepidosauria; Squamata; Gekkonidae
Gene: NKX2-5
Product: NK2 homeobox 5
Exons: 2
Coding region: 1-756 (251 amino acids)
Biological process (GO): regulation of transcription by RNA polymerase II; cell differentiation
Cellular component (GO): nucleus
Molecular function (GO): RNA polymerase II cis-regulatory region sequence-specific DNA binding; DNA-binding transcription factor activity, RNA polymerase II-specific
Source: RefSeq, a predicted model, not a curated record
AUGCCCAGCCGGGCCUCCGACUAUCCAUUAUACAUUAUGAGCGCGCGCGUCUCACGCCCCGGCCCAGGGGGAGGGGCCCUGCUACGUACGAGGAUUGGGAUUGGGCGGCCCGAUAAAGCCUUUGCUCCAACGGCAGAUCUGUGCGCCCUGCAGAAAUCCCUGGAGCAGGAGAAGAGGGAGGCCGAUGAUCUAGAGCGGCCCCGUCAGAGAAAGCGCCGGAAACCCCGCGUGCUCUUCUCGCAGGCUCAGGUCUACGAGCUGGAGCGCCGCUUCAAGCAGCAGAAGUAUCUCUCGGCCCCGGAGCGGGACCACCUGGCCAACGUGCUGAAGCUGACCUCCACACAGGUGAAGAUCUGGUUCCAGAACCGCCGGUACAAGUGCAAGCGGCAGAGGCAGGACCAAAGCCUGGAGAUGGUGGGCCUCCCUCCCCCGAGGCGGAUCGCCGUGCCGGUGCUGGUCCGCGAUGGGAAGCCCUGCCUGGGGGACUCCUCGCCCUACGGCUCCCCUUACAACGUCAGCCUCAGCCCCUACGGCUACAACGCCUACCCGGCCUACAGCAACUACAACGGCGCCGCCGCCGCCGCCGCCUGCAACGCCACCUACAGCUGCAGCUACCCGGGCGUGCAAGGCGUCCAGCCCUCGGCCGCCGGCGGCAAUUUCAUGAACUUCGGCGUGGGCGACUUGAACCCCGUGCCCGCGUCCAUCCCGCAAGGGAACGGGGGCAUGUCCACCUUGCACGGCAUCCGCGCCUGGUAG